Messenger RNA from Rotaria sp. Silwood1, 1671 nucleotides. The record is from the annotation of a GenBank genome assembly. NCBI's taxonomy places the organism in Eukaryota, Metazoa, Rotifera, Eurotatoria, Philodinida, Philodinidae.
AUGGUGGUACAUCUUGGUGGUCUUGCGGCCGUUAUUUUUUUUUAUGUUCUUAUCUUACUUGUUGGAAUAUGGGCUGGACGAAAACAAAAAUCAACUGAAAGGUCGCCCGAUACAGAAGAGAUUAUGUUAGCAGGAAGGAACAUUGGUUUACUAGUUGGAAUAUUUACAAUGACAGCAACAUGGGUUGGUGGUGCAUACAUUAAUGGUACUGCUGAACAAGUUUUUUCUACGGGUCUUCUCGCAUGUCAAGCACCAUUAGGUUAUGCUAUUAGUUUAGUUGUUGGUGGAUUAUUAUUUGCACGACCAAUGCGUAAUGCAGGUUAUGUUACAAUGCUUGAUCCAUUUCAACGUAAAUAUGGUCAACGAAUGGGUGGAUUAUUAUUUAUACCGGCAUUAUUAGGAGAAGUAUUUUGGUCAGCAGCUAUUCUAUCAGCACUAGGAGCAACAAUUAGUGUUAUUUUUACAGAUGUUUCAACGGUAGCAUCAAUAAUUAUUUCAGCAACGGUAGUUAUUAUUUAUACUCUGUUUGGUGGAUUGUAUUCAGUAGCUUAUACUGAUGUUGUUCAACUUGGAUUUAUUUUUGUUGGUCUUUGGGUAACUAUUCCAUUUGCUAUGAAACAUGAAGGUGUCGGUAGUAUCGUUGCUACAUGGCCCGAAUGGCGUGGUCACAUAGAAAAAUCUCAAAUAGUUGAAUGGAUUGAUAGUAUGUUAUUAUUAAUUUUUGGUGGCAUACCAUGGCAGGUCUAUUUUCAGCGAGUUCUCUCAGCUAAAACAGCUAAGAAAGCAAUGUAUCUUUCAUUUUAUGCUGCUGUUGGUUGUAUUGUAUUGGCAAUGCCGCCUGUACUAAUUGGAGCUAUUGCUAAAUCUACUAAUUGGAAUAUGACAGAUUACGAUAUAAAUAAAGAUAUAACAGCACCUGAAGCAACGAAAUUAAUUUUGCCAUUAGUUCUUUUACACUUAUGCCCAAAAUUUAUCGCAUUUAUAGGAUUAGGCGCUGUUUCUGCUGCAGUUAUGUCAAGUGCUGAUUCGAGUGUACUUAGUGCUAGUUCUAUGUUUGCUCGAAAUGUCUGGAAACUUGUUUUUCGUGAUCAAGCAUCUGAACGAGAAGUUUUACUUGUAAUGCGUAUUGGAAUACUUCUUGUUGGAAUAGGAGCUGCUGGAAUUGGUAUUCUUGUAUCUUCAAUUUAUGUUCUUUGGUAUUUAUGUUCAGAUCUUGUUUAUGUCAUACUUUUUCCACAAUUACUUUGUGUUGUUUAUGUUCCACAUUCAAAUACAUAUGGUUCAUUAGCAGCAUAUAUAACAGGUUUUCUUUUUCGUAUUCUUAUUGGUGAAUCAUCAUUAGGUAUUCCAAAAUUUAUUAAUUUUGGUUCAUAUAUUCCACCGAAAACUUUAUGUAUGCUUAUAAGUCUUGGAACAACAUUAAUUAUUUCUAAAAUAGCUAAAAGUCUUUUUGAAAAACGUAUUUUACCACCGAAAUAUGAUAUAUUUCAUUGUCUUGUUGAUAUACCAAAUGAAACUUUACCAUUAAAAGAAAGUUCAACUACAGAUGAAUUACAUUAUAACAUUAUUAAACCAACAACAGGACAACAAUAUUUAACUGAACCAACAAUGAUGAUUAAUAAUUCUUUUUCACAAAGUCAAGAAAUUUUAAAUUCAUAUGGAAAAGAUUAA